Molecule: messenger RNA, 6409 nt
Organism: Dermacentor albipictus
Lineage: Eukaryota; Metazoa; Arthropoda; Arachnida; Ixodida; Ixodidae
Biological process (GO): innate immune response; central nervous system formation
Cellular component (GO): extracellular region
Molecular function (GO): growth factor activity; Toll binding
Source: RefSeq, a predicted model, not a curated record
GGGUAUACGCGCAACGCGGGUCUACCUGGGCAGCGGCGAGGGGCCGGACCGCGGGGAGAGAAGUCCCGUUUUCAGUGUCACGGGUGAGUGGCCGGCUGGCUUGCUCGGUCUCAAGAAGGUCAGUCUAGCCCGAGUAGCGGCUCACACAGCAGCCCCGUCUGCCACAGUGCGCGCUUCCCCUCCGCGACAACGCCGUCACAGUUGUGCGGACCACCGCUGCAGGAGCAGCAGCCGGCAUCCCAUUGAGAACUGUCGCGUUAGUGUCCGAUACCGGCGCCUGUGGAAACGCGCGCGCAAGCCCCGCCUGAGGGAACGGAAGGAGUCGCCCCGUCGGGUUGUACGCUAACUGCAAACCGCCCACACGCCACUGACAGAGCGUGUGGUCGGCGCAGCGACGAUACGGUCGCGAAAGUAGCGUCGCGCUCCCCGACCCUUCUUUUCCCGAGGAAAUCUCAUCAAGCGAAGGAAACCCACAGAGAGAACGCGAGUGGAAGAAGAGAGAAGACGGCCAAGAGCAGGAGGAUUACCACCGCCACAGUGUGAGAAGAAAAAAAAAACAACGAAAAAAGGGAGGGAGACGCAACCCAAUUCCUCUGCAGUGCACCCGUCAUCGCACAACAGCUGCUUCUGACUUCUUUGGUCGCCGCGCGCGUUGUCGCUCCUCGUGUUCGCCGGAUUACGGACUGCCAGCGGGGGUCGUGGACCUCGGCACCGAAAUCGAAGCGAAAUGUUGCGACGAAAAAGAUGCCACGGGAAGAACCUGGCGGCCGCGGUAGUGGUGUUGCUCAGUCUGAAUUCGAUCACUGGAACAUCCGCACAGAUAGACAGGCCAAACAGAGAGCCGAGUGACAGCGCAAAUCGUAUUCCUUGGCCUGUUUACCAGCACAGCACCGCAUCCAACGCUCCCGAGCUCAAUCAGAACAGGCCACAGGAGGCUCCUAAACAGAGACCUCGCCUCUCUGAUUCCCUAUUACCGCCGUCAUUCAUUAAAGUAAUCAAUUCUGUCAGCUCUCCCGACUGGGAAACAACAACGCCAGCAGGGCCUCGAGCCGUUGUUUUGACAACUUCCACGACGACGACCACUACAACAACCACGACUACGCCACCGCCUCCGCCUCCUCCUCCAUCAACAACGGCAUCAUUGCCUACAAGCCCCGCCUACUACCAACGUGGCCAACCACCGGAGGUCGACCCGUUAAGCCCCAGUGCCUGGAAGGCUUUACCAGAGAGCCCUCCCUUCCCCAAGAGGUCCAGGCUGCAGGCAAAAAGACGACGAAAGCUGAGGCCCAAGCAGGAAACGACGGUCAAAGAGCGCACGCUGUUCACUACCGAGCAGGCAACCGAGGCCUCCACUACCGCGCAUCCUACGAGAAAGUUUGGCGUGACUCGUCGCCAGCUUCCAUCACUCGUUCGUGGCUAUAGAAGCAAGCCCACCAAGACCACGCCGCCUACGACGACGUCACCGAGAAGGGCCUACGUGAGACCCGCGUUGCCGGGGAGGAAGUACACUCCAAUCAUUCCACGUCGACCUGUGCUGGCGACGACGACCAGCACCACGUCUUCCUCCACAAGUAGUUCGACGACAACGACUACAACAACGUCGACUAGGCGGCCUUUCGUCUUCGGCGAGCGCAAGGUUCCGUCCUGGUACGGCCAGACGAGCACAAGCACCACCUCGACGACAACGAACCGCCCGCUGCUGUCAACUCCCCUUUCCAGACUGGGACGGAGACCACCGAGCCUACGCUACAAGGCCGAUGACUUGUCACCAGGGUUCGGGCCUCGAUCGAGGUUGUCCCUGCGUCCACUGCCAUCCGUGAUUAGGGACAACGUGCCUCAGACAGUCGAGAAGGACGAGUUGGAACUAUCUCAGUCCGUUCAAAGGCCAAAUGGUCGAAGGCGCCUGGUAAACGAUGUGCCCGCAGGGGUACAUUUACAUAAGGGUCAAGUACCCGAUGUACCAUCACCGCAAAUAGCCAACAACGAAACAGAGACGGUAAAGUACGAAGGCAGGCACGGUGGCUCUGAUGAAGGCGGUGAAGUAGUACGCUUUGUGGCCAUACCACAUUUCGUGGAAGGAAACGUCCCAUCGAGGAGGGCCGAUUUCAAGGAGAGUCCGAGAGUUCCUUUCAGGAGGAUCUUCAGAAACCCUUUUGUGGUUCCUGUAAGAAGGAGGUACCCUUACGCCGGACCAGUAGCCGUCUUCCCGCCGUCCCUGUCCUCCGUUGAAGACAGCAGUAGCCAGGACGAAGAGGUUGUCCGCAUUCCGGUGCAAAGGCCAGAGAGCGGCACCUACCCAGCGAUGCAACCGCCCCCUGCCCUGCCGCUUCGUGUGGUGCGGCCGGCGUAUCCGGGAGCUGUGGGGCACCAGGCUAGCGCGCCGGCGCCACCGCCAAACAACGCUGUCCACGAGUCGGCGUACGCGCUACCGCGGCCGCCCAUGGGCCUGGGCAGUGCCAACCUGCCCAGCCGCGUGAGCCGUCCCAAGCCGGAGGAGCCGCGCUGCGACCGCUUCUCCGAAGACAUCUGCCUCGACGACUUCGAGUACCCGACGGCAGCCAUCCUGGACGCGAUCAGCCGGCAGCGAGCCCGCUUCGACACCAUGUACGCGGAGGUCCGCGAUCGGAGCCCCCAGGUGGACGGCGUCACGCGCAAGCAGGAAGAACGCUAUACGCAGCGCCACUACUUCGGCGCCGCCGAACGCGACAACCGUCCACGGGAUUACGCACCCGAGGGCGGGUUCCUGUGCCCGUCGGAGAUCCUGUACGAGCGGCCGCGCCGGGCCCGCAACCACCUAGGCGUGUGGAAGGUCAUCGUCAACAUUGGCGAGUACCGCCAGACCAUGCGCCUGGAGAAGUGCCUGAGACCGAAUCAGCCAUGCUCGUACGUCCUCGAGAAAUACCAGAGCUCGUGCAGCCAAGUGUACAGCUACCAGCGGCUGCUCACCUUCGAGAAAGGCAAAGGGCUGCACAUCGACAUCUUCCGCGUCCCGUCAGGCUGCUCCUGCCACGUGAAGGGCUUCAGCCCCUACCAACGCCACGAUGAGCCGGUCGCACCGAUACGGCAACAGCCGCCGUUCGAGUAUGACCGCACCACGUACACCAGUGCAACUAGCCUGGCAGCUGCCAAAGAGCCCAGCAAUGGAGGCGGGAAAGGGAACAACACGCUCUGGAUAAUCUUGGGCAAUGGAAAAGAUCUCGAUCCGGAAACCAAGGAGCGGCUCGUGCAACAGCUCCGGCAGUACCCGCAGCUCGCCGAGCAGUUGCCGCAGGGAGAGAACGUCCGAGAGCUGGUGAAUGAGGCGGACGAGUACCAGAGGCCGUACACGAGGACCGAGCCGACUCGGGUGCCCAGCUACGGGGUCCACCACUAUGGCAGCACCCACAAGACGCGAGGGGAGAGACCGCAGCUGCUGAAUGCCGGCGCCGCGCCGCCUCGGUGGGCGCAGGGCCCCGUGGCGAACGAGCCCUUCAAGUACGUGCAGCCCAACCGCAUACGGAGGCCCCCGCCUCCUCCUCCACAGCCGCCCAGCGACUACGAGGCUGAGGAGGGCCUCCCGCCCGGCGCCAGGCCGCGCUACUAUCAGAAGCCCUUUAAAGCAUCUGAGGAGGACGCGCUGUUUACGAGGAGCAGCGGGGGCACGACGUUCGUGGUGCUCAGGCAGAUAGAGCCGCUGUCACGCAGGUACCACGAGCCGGCGCGGGAGCGGCACCCGCACGUCGGCCAGGCGUCGCAGGGUUCGGCGGACGUGCGGCUGGCCCACGGGCAGAGCGCGGCGCCGCGGGGCGACGUGCUGCUCGUGGAGCCGGUGCGCCAGAGGCCGUACGGCAAGCGCUUCCAAGUGGUCACCACCACCGAGCCGUCCACGACCAGGGACGUGGCGAAGAAGAUCAACUUCUCCUAUCACCCCAUCAUCGACUACAUCACCAGAUAGCCGCCGCGCGGAGCAAUCUCGUUCAUCCGUUUCGACGUCAUGCUUGCCCUUUUGUUGCCCCCACUUUCUUUUCGCUCACACGAAAGUGGCUGAUCGAUGCGGUAACCGUAGUCAAGGUGUACGCCCUCGUGCGCGGGACACCAUGGGAUGCACCCGCCGUGUACCGUCCAGCGCUUCAAGGCCGGACUCGACACCCGCAGCAUCAUAGCUGCACGGUUUAUAUCACCUGGCACCCCGUGAUUGCUUUUUUUGUCGAGCUUACAUUUAUUGUGCGAGCGAAACGCAAAAUAACGUCCCGUAAAGCUUCGAAGCUUAAUGGCUUAAAAAAGACCAAUGGCGGUACAAUGGUCAAACGGUGUUCGGUGAUGGAAAACUGAACGCAUUUAUGAUGUAAAGUAACAGUCAACCACGCAGUUCCCACAAGGGCGUCUAUUUAUCAGCUAAGUGGUACGGCUUUUCAUGUGAGAAGGCUUCUGCAAAUCUAUUAGUCUAAGUUUAACAAGAGGUUCUCAGUGUAACGAGGCCUUCCAUCUUUUUUGUAUGUGUGCGUUUGCUUGUUGUAAUUUCUGAAGCCCUGUGCGCACCAAGGAGCAAGAAAAAGAUCUGAAUUAUAAAAUUAGCCUCGUUAACUUGGGGACCUCUCGACAUACUGAACAUUUGUUUUUUUUUUUUACACUUUAAGCAUCCGUCUGUAUAUUCAAGAUUAUUAUAUGGAGAAGACUACUUGACUGACAAGGCUGCCUAUGUUUGUGCCUACGAACCCACGAACAGUUCAAAUGACCUUCUCACUAUGGGCUCAGCGUACUUACGCUUUUCCUUGUGCUUAACUUGAUUGUAAAGCAUUGUUUCAAUCAAGGCUUUACAUAUGGCGUUACUUGGGCAAUAAGCAAGGUAAUACUUGCCUCUUAGGUUGAUGUUUAGAACAUCUACGUGCUGUUUGUGCCGUUAUUACAUAUAACAAUCUUCAACAAACAUAAAAAACUGCAAUUAAUAUUUCACUCUUCCCUGUUUCGCGAAAGCUAUCUGACAAUGCUACGUCUUUCAGAGCCAAUAUGGUGCCUUGGCUGUGAAGAAGCUUUGUGCAUAUAUGUACGCACUUUCUUGUGUUUUUGUUUGUUUGUUUUUAGUAUUCCGUCUAGCCGACGUGUAGCUGUAUUUGCAAUCAAUUAUGGCGUAGUAGGUACAAAAGUUUUCAUUAUUUGUGGUUUUACUAUUUGUUUAGGGCUGGUUUAAGCCUUAACAUCAGGAGCCAAAUUCACAAAGCUUUUCUGCUAGCAAGUGACGUGUGCAUAUGGUUGGUCGCUUUCGCCAAUAAUAUGCCCAACAUCACGCAUUUGCACUUUCAAGCAGUUUUAGCGAAGCAGCUUUUAUUUUUUUUCUGAAAUCACAAAAAUAUAUUUAGCUCUGAUUGUUUCUAAGAGGAAAUUCCACCCAAACCUGAUACUGGACACCGCCGGCCAGUGGCGGCGAUCACGUACGAACGUAAAAGCAUCGUGAAUUCGGUCCCAGUUGUCGAAAUCACAAAGCUUUUCGUUUGUAAGUUAUUUUUGCGAUUGGUUGGCUAUGUUCUGUAAUAUUAUGUCCAGCGUCAGCAUUGGCUCGCAUUUGUUCUUAUGAACAAUUACAGCGUAAGAGGUAUUUUUUGUGUAUAAAGGCCCAGGUUCUCGCAUUUACCAAAAACCUACGCAAACGCAUGAAAAAUAAUUUGAUGAGCACGCUACAGCUUUCACCUCAUAAUGUUUCCACACCUCACGUGUCUUCGCACCAAAAUCAGAUGAUUUACAGAUUCUUGAAGCUUGCAAUGUAAUUUCUGAAUAGGAACGUUUGAAGUUUUUUUGAGCAAGCCGAAGAGGCGCGUAAUAUAAAAAUAUAAGAGGAAAGUCCGUUGCUACUGUUAUGUCUGCUUUUAAAAGAAAUAUUUUUAUACUGUUGAUAGUACAGGAUAUGCACAAAACCAAAGCUUACUAACCGCUGAUUGUACGCAAUACCUAAAUACAUAUACGGCAUUCAUGAGUAAUUAACGCAUUUUUGAGCGACGAGGAGCAAGUACUCUUAAGAAAUUAACUUCCUUAGUUCUUUAGAAGGCCUGUUUUGUGAAUGAUUCACUGAGCUGGAAAAAAAGUAUAAUGCUAUGCUUUUCCCUCAACCCGUCGCCAAGGUGUUGCUUUUACUCUGAAGCCUUUUUCUUUCUUUUUAUUUGUGUGUGUCGUGCUGUGUGAAUAGUCGUGUUGUGUGCCUUGUUGUACAGUAGUUCCUUGUUCGCUACUACUGCCAUCGUGCUUGCGUCGCAAGCUCACGUUUGCACCUUAUUUAUUGUUGUACCAUAGGCGCUCUGUCCUUUUUUUUUUCAUGUGAUCGCGUCGCUAAUCGCAAGACUGUAGCAGGCAUUGUUGUAUUUCAUUUUUAAACGAGUUCAUAUACGCAAAGGAUAUGUAUAUGCUGUUGCUAAUAAAGAAGUACACAGCGUAUUCAAAA